This is a messenger RNA of Histoplasma mississippiense, 237 nucleotides long. RefSeq lists its product with no specific name. NCBI's taxonomy places the organism in Eukaryota, Fungi, Ascomycota, Eurotiomycetes, Onygenales, Ajellomycetaceae. The record is from RefSeq and is a predicted model, not a curated record. Bases 1 to 237 code for a protein of 78 amino acids. The transcript has a single exon.
AUGUUAGUUGGUUCAGCAUCAGGAUCAACGCCGGGGGCCGUUGGGGUGUGGAAUGGGACAGCCAUCAAAUUAUUUAAGGUGCAGGAAACAGCUGCUCAGGGCCCAACGCUACUGGCCCCCAAGGGCGCUGUGGAUGCGGUGGGUAGCAAUCUAGUACAGCGCAUUGGGAACUUGAAUCUUCGUGGACGCGGGAGUGGGUCACAGGAGGGACAGGGCGAGGCUGGAAGAGAUGUUUAA